GUGUCCGGGGCGGGACCGCCUUUGCACAAACACCCGCCGGCCGCGCAGAGCGGGGAGCGCGCCACCGGCUGUCGAGCGCUCGCCGGCUCCCUGGCGCCCGUGCCCGCUCGCGCUGCCCGCUGCCCCGGAGGAGCGCCCGGCGGCCGGCCGGCGGGAGCGCAGCGGCACCCCCGCCCCGGCACGCACCGCCGGGCUCGGGCGGAGGCGGCGCGGCCACUGUGCGGGCAGCCGAGGGCGCCGCCGGGGCCGGGAGCCGAGGCGCGGUCCAGACUCGAGCGCGCACGGGUUCUGCGGAUCAGACAUAAUCGAGUUAAGACGAGUUCCUACUGGAUUUGUGUCUGCUCCAGUCCAAUGACUAGUGUCUUUAUAAGAAGAGGAAGACUGGGACACAGACACACAAGUAGGACGCUAUGUGAGGAUGCAGGCAGAGUUGGAUUAUGCUGCCACAAGCAACGCCAAGGGUUGCUGGCAACCACGAGAAUCUAAGAGAGACUCAUGGCAUGGAUCCACCUUCACCACCUUAAGAAGCUUCCAACCCUGCCAACACCUUGACGUUGAACUUCCGGCCUCCAGAACUGUGAGGGAAUAGAUUUCUGUUGUGGCCUCCCUCGGGAGGGCUCCGAGGGACUCCUGAGUGGGCUGUCAGGUCUGCGGCAUCUGGUCCCUCACUGAAGGCCAAACCUGGUUGGUUCAUCAGAUGAGGCUGCAGGACCUCCUGGGACCUGAGCAGCAGAGGAUUUAUGACUCCUGAAGGGCAGGGCUGCCUCACCGUCCAGAGCAGGUCUUCUCAAGGAAAUAGACUGACAGGUGAAACUCCUCUGACUGCAAUCUUUUAUUGGACGGGCUUUCGCCAAGGUCAUUCACCUGAUACUUUCGGGUCUGUGGCGUUUCUUAAUGGUUGUGGAAACAUCAUUCGAGAAACCUCCUUCCCUCUUCUUCCCCCACCCGCAGGACUACAUGGUCAAAAUGUAUAUUUGAUACACAAAUGUAAAAUCGAGGGAACAGCAACACUGGGUUAAUGGAACACCAGAGAUUGACAAUGAUUGAGUACCUCAAGCACUGUGCUGAGUCCUUUUCAAGAAGCAUCUCUUUAAUUCUUGCAGGAAUGGAUGAUAGGUUUGCAUGCUCUGUCAAGCUGUGGUUAACCAGCCUGGGGCCUCUCAUUCUGCUGACCUGUAGCGUGUCCCCUGGAGGCAGCCAGGGAGGAAGAGGAGCCCUGACCCACAGGCUGGCAACCUUGAGAGUUGGAACACAGCACCUACCCUUCCUCCCAGCCCUGCCUCCUUCUGCAGACCGGAGCUCAAUAGCAAUUGCUUUUGUCUUUUACUCUGCGGGGAGAGGAGCAGACGAUGAGGAGAAAAUAAUGAACGUCAAAGGAAAAAUGAUUCUGUCAAUGCUGGUUGUCUCAACUGUAAUUGUUGUGUUUUGGGAAUACAUCAACAGCCCAGAAGGCUCUUUCUUGUGGAUCUAUCACUCAAAAAACCCGGAAGUUGGGGGCAGCAGCGCUCAGAAGGGCUGGUGGUUUCCGAGCUGGUUUAACAAUGGGACUCACAGUUACCAAGAAGAAGACAUCGACAAAGAAAAGGAAGACGUUGAAGAAGAGCUUCAGCUCUCUGACUGGUUUAAUCCACAAUACAUUGAGCAUUACUUGGAGGAGUUCUUAACAUCUGCUAAUAAAUACUUCAUGGUUGGCCACAAAGUCAUAUUUUAUAUCAUGGUGGACGAUGUCUCCAGGAUGCCUUUCAUAGAGCUGGGUCCUCUGCGUUCCUUUAAAGUGUUUGAGAUCAAGUCUGAGAAGAGGUGGCAGGACAUCAGCAUGAUGCGCAUGAAGACUAUUGGGGACCACAUUGUGGCCCACAUCCAGCAUGAAGUCGACUUCCUCUUCUGCAUGGAUGUAGACCAGGUCUUCCAAGGCAACUUUGGGGUGGAGACGCUGGGCCAGUCAGUGGCUCAGCUACAGGCGUGGUGGUACAAGGCAGAUCCUGAUGAGUUUACCUACGAGAGGCGGAAGGAGUCUGCAGCAUACAUUCCCUUCGGCCAGGGGGAUUUUUAUUACCACGCAGCCAUUUUUGGAGGAACACCCAUUCAGGUUCUAAACAUCACCCAGGAGUGCUUCAAGGGAAUCCUCCAGGACAAGGAAAAUGAUAUAGAAGCCAAGUGGCAUGAUGAAAGCCACCUAAACAAGUAUUUUCUUCUCAACAAACCCACUAAAAUCUUAUCCCCGGAAUAUUGCUGGGAUUAUCAUAUAGGCCGGCCUUCAGAAAUUAAGGUUGUCAAGAUAUCUUGGCAGACAAAAGAGUAUAAUUUGGUUAGAAAUAAUGUCUGACUUUAAAUCGUGCCAGUAGGUGUCUGAAUUUGAGAGAGUAUCAUUCUGGCUACUUCCUCAGAAAAGUAACACUUAAUUUUAACUUAAAGAAACAUACUAACAAAACACCAACAUGGCAAGUACAUACUAUUCCUCCUUGUAACUUUGAGCCUUGUAAUAUGGGAGAAUGAACCUAUGGUGAUCAGAUGUAAAUUCCCAGUGAUUUCUUAUCUAUUCUGGGUUUGGGGAAAUACUAUCAGCUGAGCCAAAAAGAAUUUGUCACGGGCAAAGAAAAGCCAGAAACACUCUACAUGUGCCAGAUAAUGUACUGGAGAAAAAGGUGCUCAGGGAAGUGUUGGGCAAGAAGAUAGAAUUGUCAAGGGUUUUCCCCUUGAUUUCAAUACCUUCCUGUCUUUGCUGAGUCUGAAGCAACAUAGAGUUGCUUUGCAGCAGGAAAACUCUCAGUAAGGACACAGUCCAUCUUGGCAAGCCUCAAAUGGUUUCAGUAGCAGACUGCUGCAGGCCGUUUGUAGUCCAUGUGCUUUUCUCAUCAGGAUGUUGUUUGGUUUCUGUGGGAAGGAUUGGUGGAGAUUCCCAAUGGAUACCAUGGUGGUGUAUCUUUGGAGUCACAGGGAAUCUGAAUGAGCCAGUGGGUGCUCAGCAUAAAGUGAAAACACAGCCUCAAAUUGAGUUUGCCAUGGAAUAUCAAAGAGUGGAAAGAGGGUCUGAUCAUGGUGGCGCAAUGCCACCUCAGAGGGGCACAGGGUAUGGGGCUGGCACUUAAACACAGCAUGGUCCCAGGAGCUGAAUGGGAGGCAGUGUAGGUGUUCUCCAGCCUCCUCGACCCCACAACACCCAGAGCAGUGGCGACAUGAAUGGAAGAUGCUUCUUCUUUUGCUCAAGUCACAUUCAGUAUGCCCAAGUCUGUAACCUAUGUCUUCAGAUCCUUGGCCAGAGGAAGUGGAUGGCAUCAGGGAAGGCAAAGGACUGCAGUGGAUUGAAGAGGCUUGCAAGGAGUUACAUUUCCUUGACCUGGGCUUCAUGACAAUCAGUCAUCAGCAAGUCCCACACCACCUGCUCUAGCCCUCAGGGUCCCUCAGCCCAUCAUGCCCCAAGUUGGAGGGCUGACAUCACAGAGAGCAGCGGAGGAAAAGCCCUCCCAUCAAGUGACCUCUUGGUUUUCCUUGCUCCAUCUGCGCUACUGCAGUGUAACAACCAGAUGCAUUCAAUAAAAUGGUUAAUUGACUUUUUAUCACAAGUAGAGGGGAUGGCAGUCGGAGACCCAGUCCUCACGACUGAACAGCUUAACAUUCAGUUCCCUUCUCUAAGAGAAGCUAUGAAGUCCUACAUAGUAUUUAAAGUUAGGCAAUUCAAUGUAAAGGAAGUUAGGAGGUAACAUUUACAUAUGCAGGUAUAUUUAUAUUUUGCUUGUGUUCCAAUUUAGAACAUUUGUUUCCAUUUUCAAGCGAUUUAUUUGAAGAGUCAUUGCACUGGCCUGAUGUUCAGCACAAUGAGCUUCCUUGAUAAAAUGAAACCUACAUUUUCUCUACCGCUUUACUGUGCCUCCUACUCAAUUCUUGCCCCGAAAUCUCACAACCCAGCAACAAAACAAAACCAACGAAAAUGCUGACAAAAAAUAGACUUUAUAAAAGUUUUUAACUCAAGUUUUAUGGGAUCCACUCUGGAGUAGGGAGAGUUAAUGAUCCUGAACCAAAGAAAUGAUCUAUCGUGAAAGAAAAGAGAAAAAGGGUUGGUGUUUGCUUUUGUGGAGUCUUGAUUUUUUUUCAUUCCUUUAAAUUUAAAUCCCAAAUGGACAAACUCAAAAUCUCAUUAAUAGUUAUUCUUAAACCUUUAAGAAAUAAAAUUCCUGAUUUACAAUUGAAUAAAUUAUUUUUUCAGUA
Molecule: messenger RNA, 4206 nt
Organism: Equus quagga
Lineage: Eukaryota; Metazoa; Chordata; Mammalia; Perissodactyla; Equidae
Gene: GGTA1
Product: glycoprotein alpha-galactosyltransferase 1 (inactive)
Exons: 11
Coding region: 1019-2326 (435 amino acids)
Biological process (GO): carbohydrate metabolic process
Cellular component (GO): vesicle; Golgi apparatus; membrane
Molecular function (GO): hexosyltransferase activity
Source: RefSeq, a predicted model, not a curated record